Gastrolobium bilobum is the source of this 1347-nucleotide messenger RNA. Its product is annotated as urease accessory protein D-like. The transcript is spliced from 8 exons. Gene Ontology annotation, molecular function: nickel cation binding. NCBI's taxonomy places the organism in Eukaryota, Viridiplantae, Streptophyta, Magnoliopsida, Fabales, Fabaceae. Bases 191 to 1099 code for a protein of 302 amino acids. The record is from RefSeq and is a predicted model, not a curated record.
GGAUCUUGGCCCAUUUUUUUAUUUUAUUUUUUAAGUUUGAACUUGAAAAAAUAUGUAAGCAUUUCUGUUUAUGUUUCUAAUUUUCUUUCUCCAUUUUUCUCUUCAUCCAAUCUUGUGAAAGAAAAUAUAUGUUUUUUCUUUUUUCUAAAACAAGUACAAGGAACCAUCAUCUGUUGACAGUGGAGGAAGAAUGAGAAAUGGGGAAAGAGACAAAGAAAUUGAAAUGGGUACAGUGAUAGUUGAAAAAGUUGGAGGCAAAUCAUCAGUGACAAACUGCUUAUCAAGAUAUCCCCUAAAGUUCAUCAUACCCAAAAAGGUGGGUUCUUCCAAAACUGAUGCUGUCUGGGUUUAUGCCCUCACUUAUGGAGGUGGAAUUUUAUCUGGUGAUCACAUUUCUUGCAAGUUUUCUGUGGGAGAUACUUGUACCAUGGUGUUAACCACCCAAGGUUCUACUAAGGUCUUCAAAUCUGUGGGAUCUAAGUGUUCUGAACAAACAUUAGAGGCACGAGUUGGAAGCAAUGCGCUUUUAGCCAUCAUUCCAGAUCCAGUAACAUGUUUUUCCACUGCAAGAUACUAUCAGAAACAAGUCUUCAGUGUGUUUUCAGACUCAAAUUUGGUCAUUGUUGAUUGGAUUACGAGUGGGCGCCAUGAAAGUGGAGAAAAAUGGGAUUUUGAUCUAUAUAGAAGCACCAAUAAUAUAUUCUUAGAAGAUGGUCAACCUUUAUUUCUGGAUUCGAUGUUAUUAGAGAAAGGAAAAAUUGGCUGUGUACAGGAACAGAUGCAAGACUACCAAGUAAUUGCAAUGAUUGUACUCCUGGGGCCAAAGAUGCAAUAUAUCCAAAAUCUAGUGCAAGAUCACGUGAAAAGAAUUAUGUCUGAGCAAUUACAGCAUCCUUCCGCUGCCUUGAGCCACCAAAGAGACAAAGCUGAUCCUUUCCUGACAAAGCCAAGCUUCAUGGCUUCUUGCAGUGCGUUUGGUCCUAAGAGAAUUGGUCUUCUUGUUCGAGUGGCUGCUGUGACAACUGAAUCAGUUUAUAAUUUCCUUAAACAUCAAUUGGCUCCCUUGGAGCCAAUGAUUGGGGUGCCACCUUACAGAUAAAGUGAAGUGUUUUCUGAAAGAAUCAUAAUAAUUUAUAUUGGAGACCUACAUGUAUAAUAGUUUUACUUUCUUUUUAUUCAUGUAUGUUAUUUAUUCUAUACCAAUCUGCAUUCAAUUGAAAAUGACCCUAUACAUCCUUGACCGACGCCAUAUUGUGAACCAUGUAUUGUUUUGUACCAAUGAUUGUGUUGUGCAUGGAAAUUUGAGGCAACCACAUGGAGGAUGUAAAAAAUCAUGCACCACCAUCU